Molecule: messenger RNA, 2445 nt
Organism: Parasteatoda tepidariorum (common house spider)
Lineage: Eukaryota; Metazoa; Arthropoda; Arachnida; Araneae; Theridiidae
Biological process (GO): regulation of transcription by RNA polymerase II
Cellular component (GO): nucleus
Molecular function (GO): DNA-binding transcription factor activity, RNA polymerase II-specific; RNA polymerase II cis-regulatory region sequence-specific DNA binding
Source: RefSeq, a predicted model, not a curated record
AUAGAGUAAUAAGUACACAUGUUGACCAUGGAUACCUCUGCAGACAAACAAGAAAACAAUCCGAAUUUUUGCAAUCAUCUAAUGGCCUCAGAUGGACCAUCUCGCUAUUUGCCACUGUUUGAAGCUGGAUUUUGGCCUGGGCCAACCACACUAUCACCUUUCCUGAUGGGUUCAAUGGGCAGAGAUAUUCCACCUUUCUGGCCAGUUCCAUGGCUCCCACAAUUAUGGCCAUCAGCAACGCAAAAUGUGAAACAGGACUCAAUAAAACCAAUGGUACCAUCCACGCCGGUAGCAAGUCCUAGUGUUGAAAAUUCUCCACAAGCUUCCAAUGAAUCUACGGAGCGAAUAGAACAAUUAGGAACAGCAUUUAGAUCACCAUCUUUAAGUGUCAGUCCUACGCUGAAUUGCACAACAAAUAUCAAUGGACAUAGACCAAGAACAGGAGCUUUUGUUGAUCCACUUUUGGCACUGACAUCCAUGGAUGCUUCUCCUGCCAUUUCUAGAGCUCUCGCGUCUUCUUUGCCCCGGCGACCAAGAAGCGAGAAAAGACCCAUUCCCGAUGAACAAAAAGAUGACAAAUACUUUGAGAGAAGGAAAAGGAAUAAUAUGGCCGCUAAGAAAUCUAGAGAUGCAAGGAAGGCGAGAGAGGAUGAGAUUGCUCUCAGAGCUUGCUUUCUCGAAAAGGAGAACGCCAUUUUGAGAGCUCAGGUAACCACUCUGAGAGAAGAAGCUCAAUCCCUCAGGCAGUUACUGUUGCAGAAGAGGCACAGUGAAUGGUGCAAAACUUAAUGCGUCAUGUCUUUAACUGGACUUAAAUCAAAGUGCUGAACAAUAUAACCAUUUGCAAUGAAACAUAUGCAUAUGACGAAUGCAUGGCGGAACAAUGAAAAUAUAUCUAUAAAUGUUGUAAAAUUAUUUGGGCAAAUGUAUGGGAAAGCAGAAGCAGUUAUAAUAAGUAAUGAAUCAAUGAGAGCAAAAUUUUAUAGCAUCAUAUCUGUGAAUCAAGUGCAAAUGAAACUGUUGAAUAUGGACAUUAUGAAGUUUAUUUGUGACCAAGAAAUAUAUCCGUAUGUAUCAACAUAAGACGCUUGGAAUAUGUGGGUUAAAACUUUAGGUGUCAGACUUAAACUAUGAAUUGCAAAAACAUUAUUAAAGCAUGUUUAUAAUGAAAUAUACGAAACUCAUGUUCAACUUGCCUUAUAUUUAUUUAAUAGCUCUACAAUAUUCAUUUAAUAUUUUUGAAGUUUGAAGAAAACUUUUGAGAUUAGAUUUUAACCAUCGCGUACUUUUAAACAAUCUAAUUUAAAUUUUGAUUAUUUCUGAAAACUUUUAGACAGUUAUUAAAAUGCAAUUUGUACAGGGAGAAACAGUUGUAGCUAUUGAUAAACGGUUAAAAUUAGUUCUUAGUCACAUGGUUUAAAACUUGAAAAUGUAAAGAAAAUACUAAAUAUAUAGAUAAUUCAAGAGAAUAAAAAUGAAAGCAAUCGUUUUCUGCUUAAAAUUUGAAGCUAAUCUCACAUAGUUGGUCACAAUCGUUCAUGAUAAGUAAUGUUGGUUACAAAAUCAGGGGCUUUUGCUAUGAUAGCAUUUUUUCAGAUACGAUAUUUUCCCUGCAAUGUUAUGAAUUGAACUAGAUCAACUUCACCAGGCCAACAAGUAUUUCGCGCUUGCCCAAUGCUGAUCUAGUUAAACAGAAUGUAAUAGUUAAAAGAUAUGUAAGCUGACGUAACUUCACUUACGGGUCAUUCCAUAGUGACAGACGUAACUUUUAGAGCUGAUUCUACAAGCCUUUUUACUUCAAACUUAAAGAUUAAAAAAUAAUUUACAUAAAUGUUUGUGGAUUUACAACGCGUAUAUGUAUAAUUUUUACCAAGAAUUUAAAGCAAAAUUACUAUUAAAAGGUAUUUUCUCAAUAAAAAUAGCAUUGCGACUAACGUAAUAUUUUUGCCAUACUGAAAAAUGAUGCUUAUAUUAUAAGGCAAAUUUUUGAGAAAGUUAAGCAGGCAUUUAAAAUGGACUGCUAUAUUUGAAAAAAGUGGAAAAUUUACUUAUAAAAAUAUACUUCAUCUUUAUUAAAGUACAAUUUUUUUGGUCUUCAGUAUUACUUUUACCUGAAACUACAUGUGACUAACGUAACCAUCAAAUAACAAGCAGGAGAUACUACAUCCGAAAAUGUUUAUUGUGACUAAUCUCUGUAACCUCUACAUUACUUUUACUUUCUUUUAAACUUUUUAAGUUGUACAAUUAUUCUUCUUCUAUCAGUAUAAGAAAUUUCAAAUGGAAGACUUUCUUUUAACUCAAUUGGACCUGUCAAAAGAAAAAAACUUAAGCUUUUACAAACAGAAUAUCAUCAGCUUUUGGGAAAUUAAAUCAUCAGCAGAAUAUCAUCAGCUUUUGGCCUAUCUUUCUCGAACACCUUUUGUUUUUCGGCGCAAGACAUUAAUA